Messenger RNA from Physeter macrocephalus (sperm whale), 1148 nucleotides. It is a transcript of the gene TLX1, whose product is annotated as T cell leukemia homeobox 1. Gene Ontology annotation, molecular function: DNA-binding transcription factor activity, RNA polymerase II-specific; RNA polymerase II cis-regulatory region sequence-specific DNA binding. The coding region runs from base 1 to 984 and encodes 327 amino acids. The record is from RefSeq and is a predicted model, not a curated record. Gene Ontology annotation, biological process: regulation of transcription by RNA polymerase II; animal organ development. The transcript has 3 exons. Gene Ontology annotation, cellular component: nucleus. Lineage: Eukaryota; Metazoa; Chordata; Mammalia; Artiodactyla; Physeteridae.
AUGGAGCACCUGGGUCCGCACCAUCUCCACCCGGGCCACGCGGAGCCCAUCAGCUUUGGCAUCGACCAGAUUCUCAACAGCCCGGACCAGGGCAGCUGCAUGGGGCCCUCCUCUCGCCUCCAGGACGGAGAAUAUGGCCUUGGCUGUUUGGUUGGAGGCGCCUACCCUUACGGCGGCGGGGGCCCCGCGGCUGGGGCGGGGACCGGGGGCGCGGGGGCCUAUGGCGCUGGAGGCCCGAGCGGCCCCGGUGGCCCGGCGGGCGGCGGCGGCGGCGCCUGCAGCAUGGGGCCGCUGGCCGGCUCCUACAACGUGAACAUGGCCUUGGCGGGCGGCCCCGGUCCCGGCGGCGGCGGCGGGGCGGGGGCGCUGAGCGCUGCGGGGGUGAUACGAGUGCCCGCGCACAGGCCGCUAGCUGGAGCGGUGGCCCACCCUCAACCUCUGGCUACCGGUUUGCCCACCGUGCCCUCCGUGCCUGCCGUGCCGGGCGUCAACAACCUCACCGGCCUCACCUUUCCCUGGAUGGAGAGUAACCGCAGAUACACAAAGGACAGGUUCACAGGUCACCCCUAUCAGAAUCGGACGCCCCCCAAGAAGAAGAAGCCGCGCACGUCCUUCACGCGCCUGCAGAUCUGCGAGCUAGAGAAGCGCUUCCACCGCCAGAAGUACCUGGCCUCGGCCGAGCGCGCCGCCCUGGCCAAGGCGCUCAAAAUGACCGACGCGCAAGUCAAAACCUGGUUCCAGAACCGGCGGACAAAGUGGAGGCGGCAGACCGCGGAGGAGCGUGAGGCCGAGAGGCAGCAGGCGAACCGCAUCCUCCUGCAGCUGCAGCAAGAGGCCUUCCAGAAGAGCCUGGCGCAGCCGCUGCCCGCCGACCCGCUCUGCGUGCACAACUCCUCGCUCUUCGCCCUGCAGAACCUGCAGCCGUGGUCUGACGACUCGACCAAGAUCACCAGCGUCACGUCCGUGGCGUCGGCCUGCGAGUGAGCCUGCCUGCUCCGCCCGGUGAGACCCGGGCCCAGCCAAGGGUCGCGAGGCCUGAGAGCCGCGACUCUCGCCGCCCUCCUGCCGAAGACUGCACGCAGCAGGGGAACGCCGUGCCCCUCCGCACCGGCCGGCGCUUUCGCGCCGACGCUGUUCUCUUUUUGGUG